CAAUUAUUGGCAGCAAACAAUAUGUUUAAACAACACAUUGUCAAAGUACAAAUAUUUUUUAAUGUGUUUAUGUGACUUAAAAGCAUAAUUGUAAUAAUAUAUUUAAAGAAAUCAUGAAAUAUUAUUUUUAGAAGUAUACAGAAAUAAGAAAUGAGCUUGCUGCUAACAAACGACAGUUGAAACUUUUUUUUUUCUUAUCAGAAGAGAAUAGCGCCACGGAUUGAAGCGCUCCGAGCGGCAUUUAGUUUAAGUAUGGAGGCUGUUGGUUGUUGUUAGUUAAAUGAGAUCGCGUCGAGUGUGUAAUCGAAUCAAUUGUGGGGGGUGUUUGAUUAUUGUAUUUUCGAAUAUAGUUUGCUUAAAAUAGUGAAAGUGUCACAGAGUGUUGCCACGGAUGAGGAUGUCAACGGCGCUCUGUAACGGGGCCGAUAAAGGCAAGAAGGAUGAACCUAAAGCGGCUGGCGGGGGAUUCCUAGUCAACAUGGUGCCCACUCAGUUCGAGGGAAUUGUCAAAUUGGACCCUAAGAUGAAGGGGCCUGAAUCCGACUUGGAGCCCAAGGAUGGUGAACUCGAAGAAAAUUCAAAUGAAGAAAUGACAAACAUGAAAGAACUUCUUCUCAUUCACCUCGACUUUAUUCAGCUUCAGUCUGAACAGCUGCAGAAAAGGGACAAAUUGAUAGAAGACUUGAAGAAUGAAAAUGAAAUGCUCAAGCAACGAAUUGCUCGGAUGGAAAGGAGAGUUUCAUUACAACGCUCAAAUACCACCGAUAAGAGGCAUCAGCAGAAUUCAGAGGUCCCAGAAACCGGAAGGAAGAGGCGUACACAAGAUGCAACACCAUCGGGGCCGAGCGGUUCAGCUGGUAAAAAGGCAUUUACUGAAACUCAACAGAAGCGCCUUAAAGUUAUUAACAGACAAUCAAAACUUGAUGGUCUUAAGAUGAUGAAUGAAAAAAAAAUAGACUUAAGUGACAAGCUUACUACAGAUAAACUAUAUUAUACUGGUGUCGGUGAUUCUGAUGUUAAAAUGCUUGGUGAUGUUCUCAAUAAUAAUCCCAAAUCAAAAGUCUGUCUUGAGGUCCCUCAAUGGCGGAUAAAGCCUCUCACCUCAACGUACACAAUGGAGGGAACUGAGAACUUGUCUGAUGAUGUAUUCGAUAGAAGACACUACAAGUUGAUGGUGGAUGAGAAGAAAAGAAAAAGAUGGGAUGUGCAGAGAAUUCGUGAACAGAGACAAAUUGAAAAGCAUAGAUCUAGAGAAAAUGCUGGGAAUAACAACGACCAAGCGAGUUCCAGGUCGUUGUGGCCCCAGGCUGGAGAAGGCCUCCAGCUUGCGAUGACACCUAUCUUGCCUGUAUCUGUCUUUGGCAUCAAUUUGCCUGUCGUAACUGAGCAUCAUGAUUUUACUCUUCCUUGGAAAGAGGGAACUAGGAGUAGCAGGCGUAGGACAAAACGGUGACCUAUAGCUGAAGAUGGUCAGAGAGGAGCUUUCUGUGCUGAGAGAGGUGGACGAUUAUAACUAUAUUUAUUUAUUCUACCUAAAGGAAGGGACGUCUGUUUUUACUGUUUUGUUGUCUUAAAUUUAUAGCUACAAAAUUCAUCUGUUUUGAUAUUAACAAACAUAGUAAAAGAAAAAAAAAUUGUUUAACUUUAAUAAAUUAAGUAUGGUUUGAGAGUUGGAAUUGAC
Molecule: messenger RNA, 1681 nt
Organism: Nezara viridula (southern green stink bug)
Lineage: Eukaryota; Metazoa; Arthropoda; Insecta; Hemiptera; Pentatomidae
Source: the annotation of a GenBank genome assembly